Molecule: messenger RNA, 2276 nt
Organism: Cornus florida
Lineage: Eukaryota; Viridiplantae; Streptophyta; Magnoliopsida; Cornales; Cornaceae
Product: F-box protein At3g07870-like
Exons: 5
Coding region: 552-2045 (497 amino acids)
Molecular function (GO): protein binding
Source: RefSeq, a predicted model, not a curated record
GCAAGUUUCAGACGACACAAUCUGCUUCGACACUCCGCAGGGCGCAGGCUCCGCUAUCGCCUCAGGUGACAAGGUAUUCGUUAGUAACAGGAUUAGCAGUUGUUUGUGCAAAUCAGAGACUUGUCUUCAUCACUCUUCCGGUGUCAUCGACGGGCCACUGUCUUCCACUGUUGUUACUCUGGAGCGACUCAGCUCAACACAACACCUACGCGCCAUUCCGUCCCUUUUGCCCUCCUCUCAUCAUCUCUGCGGAUUCCCGAUUUCUACAUAAGUGACUGCAUGGUUGCCCCACAUUUGUAGAGGGUUUUGUUUGAGAUCUCUCAUGGUAUCUGUUAUUUCUCUAACUAGGGAUUUGUGUGGUAGCUUUUUGUUUUCUAACUAGGGAUUUCUGUGCCAUUUAUGUAUACUUCCCCUAAUGUUACUGAAUCAGUGCUCUUAGGGUUUUAUAUUCACUGUAACUGACUUCCAAAUCUAUGAACUGUCAUAGUAUCUAUUUUGUUGUUGGUAACUAGGGUUUUGUUUGAGAUCUCUCAUGGUUUAGAACAGUGGCCAUGAAAAAGAAAGGAAAAUCAACCCAGAAAGGAGACAAGCAUGAGUCUUCAAUCACAGAUCUUCCGAGCCCUAUAAUUGUUGAUAUUCUACUAAAGCUCCCUAUAAAGGGUAUUCUAGUUUGCAAGUCGGUCUGCAAAACUUGGUUCAGUAUAGUUUCUGACCAUCAAUUCGCCAAGCAGCAGUUUGCACAGGCAGAGCCCUGUGCUCUUCUUCGGACCUUGGAUUCAACACAUGUUCCAGACUCAAGAAUGCUUUACUUGGUUGAGCCUAAAGACUGCCAUAAUUUCGAUCUUGGAUACUGCAUAUGUGACGACGAGGCCGAUUUCAGAUGCGACCGUCAUAUGAAGCUUGACAACAAAUUGAAGAUCCCAUUGCGCAAUGCCGAAAUGGUGCUCAGUAGUGAAGGGGGUGAUGCACAAAUGGGUUGCCUCCCUAAUGGCCCAAAUUUCAAAAUUGUGAAUUCUUGCCAUGGUAUGCUCUUUUUGUCUGAACCGGUGUCUAAUGAACCUGUGGCUGUGUGUAAUCCAGUCACGGGUGAGUAUAUAAGCCUUCCUAUGACUAAAAGGGCUGAGGAGAAAACCCAAUAUUUUGUUGAGUGUGGGUUUGGCUUUAGUCCUCAGACUGAUCAAUACAAGGUGGUUAGAAUGUUUGAACGGUGGAUUGGUGAUCCGGUUAUGGGUAUGGCAUAUUUGAACACUGCUUCGGGGCCGAUAAAUUAUAGUAAAGGGAUUGAGAUAUACACUCUCGGCACUGCAGGAUCAUGGAAAAGCAUUGGGGAUGCUCCCUUUUUAUAUUCUAGCCUAGCAUUUUCCACUUAUCUGGAGGGAUGUAUCCAUUGGAUGAUCAGUCUUGAAUUUAGUUCUACUGAUUAUAUUUUUUCUUUUGCCAAAUCUAGUUCUACUGAUUAUACUGAUUAUAUAGUUUCUUUUAACUUGGAGAAUGAGCAGUUGCAAUUGUUUCCAUCGCCUCCUCAUGAAUAUGAUAAUUCUAAUGACGAUGAUGACGUCGGCAUGGUUGGAUUGAGUACGAAGCAUAAUGUGUCCAUGGGAGUUUUGGAAGACUGUCUGUGCAUAUGUGAUGCAAAUUAUGAUCCCAUUUACAUAUGGGUCAUGAAGGAAUAUGGUGUUCGGGAAUCUUGGACAACGUUGUUCUCUAUUGAUAAUCAACUUGAUCAGGGGUGGCCUUACGGUUUAUAUCAGCCAAUAAAUUACCUGAAAAAUGGGGCAGUAUUGAUGUUUCAUUAUCUUAAAUGUGCUGUGGUUUGUUAUGAUCCCGAAAGACCAACAUUAAAAUAUCUUAAGAUUCAUGGUGCUGAAUCAAAUUUUGAAAUAAUUGUUUAUGUUCCCAGUCUCAUUUCACUUAAGGACGCCAUCAUUGGAGAUAAUGCUGUCGUGCUGAACAUCAGUUCAAGGUGUGCGGGAAUCAAAGUGCAGGGAGAGACUAAAGCGCUUUCAUUGGCGGAACUUAGGGAAAUGGAACUUGAUGCAAAUUGAUGGUCUUCUGAUAACGAAUGGAAGAAGCAUGAAUGGCAUUUGUUGGAGAGUUGUGGAGUUGAAGCAUACGUUUCCUUCAACCUCCUAAAGUUUGAAUAUUUUGCUAGUUUUGGGUACCUAUUUUGUAAUUGUGGGAAGUCUAUUAAGUCGUUGACUGAGUAGGCGAAAACAAUAUCACUUUUUACUGAGAAGCUCUCAUAAAUAAUGUUUCUAUCUUCUUUUUUAUGAUUA